Tympanuchus pallidicinctus (lesser prairie-chicken) is the source of this 2624-nucleotide messenger RNA. It is a transcript of the gene CUNH11orf52, whose product is annotated as chromosome unknown C11orf52 homolog. Bases 511 to 867 code for a protein of 118 amino acids. Gene Ontology annotation, cellular component: extracellular exosome. The transcript is spliced from 4 exons. NCBI's taxonomy places the organism in Eukaryota, Metazoa, Chordata, Aves, Galliformes, Phasianidae. The record is from RefSeq and is a predicted model, not a curated record.
CAAAAUCAACAAUACUUUGACAUUAAGUAUUACCUCAACAACCAGAUGUGCUCUAUAAACCUACUCCCACUUCUGCUGGGCCACUGCCUCCCUCGCAGGUGAUCCACUCCCUUCCCCAGGUGAUGCCACACAUUUUCCAGACAUCCCACUUGAUACGCAUGAACAGAACUGACAGCUCCUGUUCUCCCUGAGCUCCCACUUUAGAGCUCCUCUUGCGCAGGAACACCUGAAUCCCUCCUGCACUCCUUCCCUGCCGGCAUGCCAGGAGCGGGGCAGCUGAAGGCAGAAUUCCAGCCCUAGGCCUGGCCCCGGGGGACGGCAGCUGCCCCUCCCAGCCCCGGGCAGCCGGCGGCAGCCCCCCGGUAGAUGGCACGCACGGGCCCGGCGCGGCGGCGAGAAAUCUGAUCCUGCAGACACUCCCUUGGAAUAGGCAGGGGACGAGCGGGGAACCAGGAAAUACAAGCCGUGCCCGUGCAGAGAACGCUCCGGCUUCAUGGAGGAAGGAGCGACAUGGGCAACCGCUGCAGCUGCGGGCGCCCGUGGAACUGUCCUUCGCUUUUUAAAAGGAAGAAGGAAAAGCAAGGAACCAGUGUGAGACAUGAGAGCCAACAGCACCAGCCUGGCAGGAAGCCUCCAGCGCAUGAAAAUGUCACGGAGUUUCCAGUCUAUGCUACUGUGAAUAAACCUAAGAACACAAAGCAGGACGACAGCAUUCAUUAUGCAGACAUCCAGGUGUUCACCAAGGUGCGGGAGCGCUCUGUGGAAGAGGUGAAGAACUUGCAAAUGCAGAAUGCCACAGAGUAUGCCACCCUCAACUUCCCCCGGCCCAGACUGAAAUACGACAGCAAGAAUGGGACCUUGGUUUAAAAAGCUUGGUAGCCCCUGCCUCCUUCAGCAGCUAAUGGAUUCCACAGGCGUAAAGAUGCUGCAGGCUCAGGCUAACUUCAUGAACACAUCGAGCCUGCCUGCAGAGCAGAGCGGCUGCGUCUUCCACCUGCACGAGAACACACACAUUUACUCUCACAUGAGGAGUAGUCGCCUCUGGUUCUGCUGGUCAAAAACCAACCUGUUCCCCUUGGCUCUGCACAGCUCUGUGUGGGAAUGCAGCAUACAAGAUUCUGUUCUGGGGCAAGGGAGAUGUUGCCAUGGGAUUUUAUGCUCAUAUUAAGAACAGAAUGUGGUUGAUAGCAGGAGGAAAUUGCAUGGAAGUUCUAGCUGUAACUGCUGUAAGGUCUUCCUCUGGUACCAGCCGCUGCACACUGCAGUCAUGCACAUCGUGCAUCUCCUUUUCUCAGAAAGCAGUGUCUUCCCACCAUGCACGGCACACUGAGGCCAAGGUCGGAAAUGCAGAAUUAACCAAGGGGUACAGAACAGUUCCUUCCAUUGAAGGGUGGUACCAAUUAACUAAGAAUGUUAACUGGUCAAUGCUUAAUUGGUUAAUUGGUUAGUGAGCUCUUUUCUCUGAAAAUGAAAGAAGGAAAACCUGCAGCUUAUCUGAAAGGCAGCCAUUUAAAGCCACUGCCUAUAUUCAGGGUAGUUACCCAGUCCUUGGGCUGCAGUAGCUGUUUGCAUGCCUGAGACGCUGUGAAUGAAUCCUGGACAAUUUUAAAGAGGGCUUUGCACUUUUUCUCCAUUCAUUUUUUAUUUUGUGUUAUCAGCCUUAGUUAUAAAACCUUGCAACAUAGAGUACAUGCCAUGUGGUGUCUUCUGCUAAAGCUCCUGAAGACACUUUGGAGAAUAUGCUUAUGGGUUUAAAAUAGUGUUAGCAAUGCAGGACAGCAACUGUCCACAAUCUUCUACCACAGGGCUGUGUCUGACAGUUGUGGUGUUGGGAGCUGAGAGGGCUCCCAAGCAGUGUCCUCAGGCCCUGAGUCAGUAGUUGGCACAGUCUGUUCCUAGGUAAUAGUCUGCACGGCCAAACACAGGUCCUGGAGCAACCUGUUUAUUGCCAGUGUUGAAAAAUGGACAUCUGGUACCUUUUAUAAAUGUGCAAUGUUUUGCAUAUUAUGGCUCAUUUAAAUGUAAAAGAAAAACCAUGAGGGAGCUCCUCCUUGUAACAAUAAAGCUGAUGUGGGUACUGUGUGCUAAGGCAGAAGUGCUGUGAGGACCAGUCCUACAACCUUUCUAUCUGAGCAGGUCUUCUUACUCGCGCUGUCCAGCAGACAACAUCAGGGCUAUUAUAAGGCCAGACUUUUUUAAAUAAUGAAUGGGAACAGUCUCUUUUUCUACCUGAACAGGAUAUUCUCUUUUUGCCCACGCUACUGAGCUGAGCCCAGCUGGCUACUGGAACGCCUGCAGAAUAAGACACAGAGCCAUUUAGGUUGCCAAAGAUCCCCGUAUCUGAGCGCAGCCCAUCCGCCGUGCCCACUGGGCGCCCCUCGGAGGGCAGCCUGCUGAGGUGCGCCGUGGCCUGGAGGUGGCCCAGCACCCUGAACGGCGGUAGUGAUUCGGCUCGAUUGCCAGGCCCCGAACUGAUCAGAAGCCGAAGUCUGUUCUGAAGUUUUUUCCUAAAAGCCUUGUUUUUGCACUGAUUAACAGGCUCCAGCAGCCUGUCUCCUACGUUUCCCAAGAGUGUUGAUAUAUCGAACACUCCUUGGACAUUAAAGAUAAGAUUUUUGAAUCGA